GUUUCCCGAUUGCUGUUUCUUUCAUGAUCUGCUUUCCUCUUUUCCAUCCAUCUUCAACGGCAUCUUGACCGCGUCUAGUGUCGAAUAGUACCUGAGCCGACAACAGAAUCAGCGCGAAUCAACCUACUACCAAAGUAUACCAUCGUUGGCGGACAAGUAAUCAACCUCUGAUCUUAUAUCAAAGGAAUCAUCUGGACUUUCAGGUUCUCCCCGCCAUGGACCCGGCCAUCGCCGCCCUGCUCGAAAAGAGCGCCGCCGACGGCAUUCCCUUCCGCGCCCGCGCCAACCACGCCCACCACACUUGGGCCAAGACCUUCCACUCGCUGCCGGAACUCUACAUCCAGCCCGAGUCGCUCGCCGAGAUCGAAAAGGUCGUCGACCUCGCCCGCAGGCACCGCCGCCGCCUCGUCACUGUCGGCUGCGGCCACUCGCCCUCACACAUCACCUGCACCUCGAGCUGGCAGCUCAACCUUGACCACUACGCUCGCGUUCUCUCCGUCGACGCCUCCACCGGCCUCGCCGUCGUCCAGAGCGGCAUUCGCCUGCACGCCCUGUGCGACGAGCUCGACCAGAGGGGUCUGGCCAUGCCGAACCUCGGCAGCAUCAACCAGCAGUCCAUCGCCGGCGCCAUCUCCACCGGCACCCACGGGAGCAGCCUCGCCCACGGCCUCAUGUCCGAGGACGUCGUCGCCCUCAAGAUCACCCUGGCCGACGGCCGGACCAAAUCCUGCUCCGCUGACGAGAACUCGGCGCUCUUCCGCGCCGCGCUGCUCUCCCUCGGCGCGCUGGGCGUCAUCACCGAGAUCACCUUCCGCGCCGUGCCGGCCUUCACGCUGCGGUGGACGCAGACCAUCGACGCCGACCGCGCGAUGCUGGACGCGUGGACCAAGGGGGCCCUGUGGACGCAGAGCGAGUUCGUGCGCGUGUGGUGGUUCCCCUACACCCGCCGGGCGGUGACCUGGAAGGCGGACAAGACGGACGAGGAGCACGUCGAGCCGCCCCGGAGGAACUACGACGGCCCACUGGGCUACUACGUCUACCACAACCUGCUGUACCUCGCGCAGCUCGUCCCGCGGAUCCUCCCGUGGGUUGAGUGGUUCGUCUUCGGCAUGCAGUACGGCUUCCGCAACGGGUCGACCGUCUCCGCCGUCCAGCCCAGCCGCGAGGCGCUGCUGAUGAACUGCCUCUACAGCCAGUACGUCAACGAGUGGGCCAUCCUGCUGCACAAGGGCCCGGAGGCCCUCCGCCGUCUGUCGUCGUGGUUGAACCACCUCGGCCCGGACGACCCGGACUACGUCCCGCACGAUAUACCCUUCUCGGCCGCCAGGCUCUUCGUUCACGCGCCGGUCGAGGUGCGCGUGAGCGACACGUCGUCGUCGGACCCGCGCCGGCGGCCGUAUCUUGACCCGACGCGCCCCGACGGCCCCACGCUGUACCUCAACGCGACGCUCUACCGGCCGUACCACGCGGACCCGCCGUGCCGGGAGCGCUACUACGAGGCGUUCGAGUGGCUGAUGAGAGACCUCGGCGGGCGGCCGCACUGGGCCAAGAACUUCGUCGUCAGCGGCGGGACGGUGGGGGCGCUGUACGGCGAGGACUUUGCGCGGUGGCGGUCCGUCAGGGACGAGGCGGAUCCGGAGGGCAUGUUUAUCGGGCCGUGGCACCGCGAAAAGGUGCUCGGUGAGGGCCCGAGGCUCGCGCUGGAGGAGGUCGAGGUUGAGAGGGCCGCGGCGCAGGGGGGCGGGCUGAGGGUCGCCGGCCUCGUGGGAGGGCCGCGGUGAUGCGAUAUCGAGAGACGGGCCGGCAUGAAGAUCCGCGCACCCGGUCUCUGUACGAUGACAUGACGGUCGAUGUUUUCGCCCUAGUGGGAUAAGCCACGAAGCAUACAUCGCCCAUUCGCGAUGGGACGCUCGAGCGUCCAGCCUACAAAGCCGCAUCGCAACGGCGUCCCUGGUCCCAGUCAGCUUUCACCCCCCACUCCAAAGGAGUAUAUUGUUGAGUAUUCCCUGUGCCAGGUGAUGCUCAAACAUGCACUUCUCUCCCCAAGUAGUCUCCCUGAGGAGUCUCAUGCUCAGCGCUGGUAGGGGAGAGAACUCCGCAUCCCCACAGACUGUCAGUACUCCCAAUGCUUCACAAGUUUGGCCUUUGGCCUUUGGCCUCUUUCUGAUCACGGCGUCCUCGCGUGCUUUUCUCUCCGAUGUAAACCCCGUGAUGUGAGCCUAACCCGUCGCCGACGACGGCUGCUUCAGCCCGUGGGAGCGCGGCUGUUUUCACUUCGUCGUGCUAUUGGAGCAGGGCGUCCUAUCCAAAGUCGUGCUGGUCUCACUCCCACACCCCGAUCCUUCUAUUCUCGGAUUUACCAUCCACCAUCU
Molecule: messenger RNA, 2372 nt
Organism: Colletotrichum destructivum
Lineage: Eukaryota; Fungi; Ascomycota; Sordariomycetes; Glomerellales; Glomerellaceae
Product: Putative oxygen oxidoreductase covalent FAD-binding, D-arabinono-1,4-lactone oxidase
Exons: 1
Coding region: 216-1781 (521 amino acids)
Cellular component (GO): membrane; mitochondrion
Molecular function (GO): FAD binding; D-arabinono-1,4-lactone oxidase activity
Source: RefSeq, a predicted model, not a curated record